Effrenium voratum is the source of this 696-nucleotide messenger RNA. Lineage: Eukaryota; Dinophyceae; Suessiales; Symbiodiniaceae. The record is from the annotation of a GenBank genome assembly.
AUGGACCACCCAAGGGCGCCGGUGGCGCCCAGUGCGCCCAAGCCCAAAGGAAUCCGCCCAGGCGGCUUUGCCAGACGCCUGGAGGCGCAUAGCCCGGAGGUCUCAGACCGGUCCGCAUCGCCAGAGCCAGGAGACAUCUUUUUGGACGACAGCCCGGAGGAGCUCUCAGAGGCGUCUUUGCAGCGCUAUUGCGGCGGCGCGGAUCUCGCCCUGGUCGAGGGCCUGGAGAUGCGGGUGGACUCUGCGCGGCAGGGAGUGGAUGUGCUGGGCUCCUGCCUCCCCGCACUGCGGCGGCUGCGGCUGUCGGAGUCGAGCAUCCUGUGCGUCCGGGACCUUGGGACCCACCUGCGGCACCUUGAGGUCCUCUGGCUGGGCCGGUGCGGCCUGCAGGACCUCAGCGGCGUGACACUCAUGGAGGGCCUCCGGGAGCUCUACGUGCCCUUCAACGACGUGGCAGAUGUGUCCUCCUUGAAGUGGCUGGAGCACCUGGAGGUGUUGGACCUUGAGGGCAACGCCCUGACAGACCUGGAGGACUUGCGAGAGCUCGAGAAGUGCUAUGAGCUCCGAGACCUCACCCUCCGCGACAAUCCGGCCACUUUCCUGCCGGAGUUCGACCGCAAGGAACCCACAGGUCCGUUGAGGGAACCCCAUUUAAGGGUUGUUCAAGCCAACACGGGGUGCCCGCCCCCCAUCUAG